Porites lobata is the source of this 700-nucleotide messenger RNA. The record is from the annotation of a GenBank genome assembly. Lineage: Eukaryota; Metazoa; Cnidaria; Anthozoa; Scleractinia; Poritidae.
AUGGCUUUAGUGAGUGUCUACAGGUCCUCAUCUGCUAAGUAUGUCCUUGGUACCAAGACUUUCACCCUCCCCACCCAGGACAAUGGGUAACUGUCUGCACCUUCCACUGAGCUCUGCAAUUAUCAUGAUAAUUAUUGUCAGCUGGCUCGGGCAAUGUAAGAACUAGGUACUUGCCAGUCAACCCCUCUAGUAAACACUGCUCCUUAGCGAAUUAACCGGGAUUGUGUCAAAAUAGCCUCCUCCCUACUCCACUGGUUUUGCCCCCCAGGUCUGAUCCACGCACCCACUGUUAGGGCAGGCCCUGGGCUAUCCACCUGCACUGACCAAGACGGCAAGCGCCCCACAUUUUUGGAGGCCGUACCGGCUUGGAGCCAGGCUAUGCCUGGCACCAGGUAAAAAGUUAGUGCUGGCCACAUUUUAAAGAAAGGAGACCAAUGUACAAUAAGGUAGGUCAGUAGUUACAAGUGACUGAUGAAAAAGAUAUAGCUGAUGUUAAACCAUUAAGCAAAUAAAAAUGAGAAAAAAUAAAGUAAAUUAAACAAAUAAUAAAUAAAUUAAAUGAAAUAAAAUGUUAAGUACAUGUACAUAAAAUGAAUUAAGAAGUGACAACCUAAGGCUAGCACAUUAACUAGCGACAUCUCAUCCUUUCAGGAAGAGAGAAAAGUUAUUUCACAGAAACACACUCAGGAUUAUUACUUAA